UCAAUCUGGGAUUUCCCACAUUAGGUCAUGUUUAUAAGCAACCUGGACUUAAAGCUCAGAGGGUAUAUAACAGUCAUUUCUGGUCAUAACCCACAAAGGGUGUACAUGUUAGGUAGCGCUUGACCUUUGGUGUACAUGUUACAGUGCAGUGAAGUCGUUCCUUGCACAGAACCCCGACCCGUCAUCUACACUGCAGGCACGGUACUCUUACUAACUGACAAGCGGUCAAAAAAGCAAAAGCACCUUCAAGGAUGAGGUUAAGCCUGGUGGUGCUCAUGGCCAUGACAUUAGCAGUCACGAUGACAUGUGCCUUCGAUCUCAAUCCCACCCUUCUCAAGACGGUGACGAGUGUUGUUAACAGUCUUGCCAACGAGGAGGGGCAGGUGACUGUUGCUGGGCGUGUCAUCAAGUACAAGGCAAAGGGGCGAGUACACAGUUUCAAAGAACCUUGGGUGUACGACGGUACUGCCUGGGACAUUUCCAGUGGGAUCAGCGAAAAGGCUAAGCAUUACAAAAGCAAGCAAGGAGCCAUUGAACACGCCAUGCUGAAACUACUUGAAAGACUGAAGAGAGACGGGAUCAUGAAAGACGAGCUGUGAUUGGCUCGACGUAAAUUGGGUUCAGUUCAUUAACCAACAAAAACACAUAAAAUAUUUUCCAAGAUCCACAUGAAAAUUUUGAGCAACUUUUACAUCUGUUUUCAUACAUCUAUCAGCAUCAAUAUAACCUUUUUUGGGUCAAGUUGAAUGUAACUUCUGCGGUCCUUUUUUUUAUUACAUUUCUGGCUUCUGUUUUCCCGAGAGGAAAUAUGUAAAGUAGAAGCUGAAAAUAAUUCAUUUAAAUAUUUUAUACAGUGAUGGUAAUCACGUAGAAUUAUUCUAUUAAAAAUAAUUCAAGAAGAAAUUCUGUUUCGAAUGGCGGAAUCUUGCAAAAGCAUCAUUGAAUGCGUUGACUCUUUCCUUUUCUUUCUUCCCGUAUAAUUAUACGGGAACUUUAUUGUCUGUUCACAUCAAAGACUGAAUAUCCCAUCACAUUGAUUCCUCAUUCCUUAUUACGUAAUUUGAAAAAAAAACAGUGAUGAAUUCCUGCUUGACAUUGUGUUUUUUCUUAUUUUUUAUAUACAAGAAAGAAUAAAAUUGAGGUUGGUUUGUCAGCUGAACAUCAU
This is a messenger RNA of Acanthaster planci (crown-of-thorns starfish), 1165 nucleotides long. RefSeq lists its product as uncharacterized. The record is from RefSeq and is a predicted model, not a curated record. NCBI's taxonomy places the organism in Eukaryota, Metazoa, Echinodermata, Asteroidea, Valvatida, Acanthasteridae.